AUGUCUACGGCCAUCACCACCAAAAUACCGCUACGAAGUCUAAGAUCCCAGGUCUCAACUUCUUCUCCCUGGACUUCGAUUGCUGUUCAGAGACGGCGCUUCUUCUUCAAUUCGUUCUGGCGAUCACCUAAGCCGGCUGAGCAUGCUGAUUGGAGCCCCGCUACCCAUGGUCCCUUCCGGCCAACCAAACAACAGGAACAGCUACAGCAACAACAAGAGCUGCGACAGUCGAACGAGCAAGAACUUCUCAUUCAUGAUGAACAAUGCAUUGGCCAGAUUGAUGGUAGCCCGACGAAGAGGAUUGCUGUGAACAUCGAUGGGGAUUCCAAGGUGUUCGACGCUGUGUUCCUCCGUGACAGCUGCACGUGUACGCAAUGCAUGGACCCUGACAGCAAAAAUAAGCGCUUUCAGACUUCAGAUAUACCGGAGGAUUUAGAGGGCAGCUGUAAGACUGUCCUUGACGAGGAAAAGGGGACGUGUAUCGAGCUCCAAUGGAAGACAGAUGUCAAAGGCUUUGGUCCGGAGCAUCGCACACGGCACUCUAUCGACUGGCUACGACGCUCGUUCAACACUGAAAUUGAGUUACGUGGUGGAGUGCGACACGAUGACAGGGUGUUCUGGGACAAGAAUAGGAUCGUCAAAGACAAUAAAUGGAUCGACUACGAUGCCUACAUGUCCCAAGACGAAACUCUCUUCGAAGCACUCACCCACCUUAACAGAUAUGGCCUCCUCUUCAUCAAGAACGUACCCGAAUCCGAGGAAUCUGUCGUCUCCCUCGCCUCCCGUAUCGGUACGCUCAAAGACACUUUCUACGGCCGUACAUGGGACGUCCGCUCCAAACCCAAGGCCAAGAACAUAGCCUACACGCCCGACUAUCUCGGUCUACACAUGGAUCUCCUAUACACAUCGAACCCACCUCAUCUGCAACUCCUUCACUCCCUCCGAGCCCGAACACCAGGUGGCGAAUCGUUCUUUUCGGACUCCUUCGCCGCAGCACACCAACUCCGCCGACAAUCCGAAGGCCACUUCAGGACCCUGUGUACCUUCCCCGUGACAUACCACUACCACCACUCAACCUACCACUACCACUUCACACGACCAGUGAUUGAGACAUUCUCCUACCCCAACUACAGCGACCCCACCAACCUCGCCAUUCGCCGCAUAAACUGGUCUCCACCCUUCCAGGGCCCAUUCGAGGCGCGUAUUGGCAGCGGCAAUUCCACUUCGCUUCGUUCAUUCAUUGCUGCCUCACAUGCGUAUGAGAAGCUGCUUAGUGCGGAAGAGAAUCUCUACGAGUACAGGCUGAAUGAGGGCGAGUGUGUUAUCUUCGAUAAUAGGAGGGUGUUGCAUGCCAGGAAGGCUUUUGACGCUACAAAGGGCGAGCGAUGGCUCAAGGGCGCAUAUGUAGAUGAUGAUGUCUUCUUUAGCAAGCUGAGGGUCCUGGAGGAGAAGUUCGAGGGCAAGUGGGUGGCUGAUGGUGUGGUUCGGCAUGCUGUAAAAUAG
Molecule: messenger RNA, 1503 nt
Organism: Alternaria atra
Lineage: Eukaryota; Fungi; Ascomycota; Dothideomycetes; Pleosporales; Pleosporaceae
Exons: 1
Coding region: 1-1503 (500 amino acids)
Biological process (GO): carnitine biosynthetic process
Cellular component (GO): mitochondrion
Molecular function (GO): oxidoreductase activity
Source: RefSeq, a predicted model, not a curated record